Brugia malayi is the source of this 216-nucleotide messenger RNA. RefSeq lists its product as uncharacterized. The transcript is spliced from 2 exons. Bases 1 to 216 code for a protein of 71 amino acids. NCBI's taxonomy places the organism in Eukaryota, Metazoa, Nematoda, Chromadorea, Rhabditida, Onchocercidae. The record is from RefSeq and is a predicted model, not a curated record.
AUGAACUAUUUCAAAUUUAAAAAGAAAGCAAUUAUCGAUCGGAUGGUCGGCUUUCAAAUUUUAUUUCUACUGUUCCUUAAUUUAAUGCUAUUUUGUGACGGUGCACUAUUAUAUUCUGGAAUUAUUGAACAUAACAGACAAUUUAAACCUUAUUUUGCUAGAAAUGACUAUUUGACAAUUAAUCAUGAUGUGAAAUCUGAAUUAUCACCACGAUGA